AUGGCCGAGCUCAAAGAGAAACUCAGAGAGGUCAGACAACUGACUGAUAGCAUAUACAGAGACUUUGGGCUCAAAUGUGAGCUCACGCUGUCGGACCCCAAGAACGUGUUGACGGCGUCCGAGUUGUGCGGACUGUCCAUCGAGCAAGAAACAGAAUCCGCAGAGACAAGUCUCAUCGAAAAGACGUUCAAGUCCAUCGAAAUCAAUCCUCGCAACUCGCGCGAAGUUGACGAGUACCUGGCGCAGUGUUUUGACGAGUUCCAGCAGAUCCCGUGUAAACUUCUGGCCAAGUCCUGGAUAAGACUCAUCGAACCCAAAAAGCAGAGCCGGUACCCAUACAAGCUCGGAGACCGUACCAAGCCGUUAUGGUGGCCAGAGACGUGUCGUCACAAAGAGCCAGACCAUCUGCGCAAGGAGGAGCGCAUCGAUUUGCUCGUUUGUAUCAUCAGAACGUUCCGGUUCCAGGCAAAGGAGAUGAUCGCGGCGGCAGAGUCUGUUGGAGACUUCAACUUGAGCCACUCGGAGCCGUCCAAAAUGGGCCGUCUUAGCAGACGCAAGCUGGAUAUUCUAGAGGAGAUGUUCAAGGUGCUGAAUGCCGACCCGGGAGCAGGCCCGGUCACAGUGAGCAAGCCAGGCAAGAAGUACUCCAGCAAGGUGUACACCAAGAAGGUGAUUGAGCAUAGAAUGAAGUUCCAGCAGGACGAAAACGUUCUACCUAGCAUCCAGACUCCAGAGAAGAGCAACCGCAUCCAGCCAAAGACCCCGUCUCCUCGCAAGUUCCUAGCUUCGUCCAACAUGAUCAGCGGCGGACAGCAAACAGGGUCUCGCCAGACAUCCACCCCCGACAUGGGUGGAUUCUCCAACGAGAAUCUAGAGCCUGCCCUGAACCAACGCAACCCACUCAGUUUGCUGACGCCAAACAACUUCAACCUGCUGCUGCUGUACGGACCAUCGUCCAGCGAGUACGGUGGACUGUUCCAGGGGAACGAGAACGCAAGAACCCGGGCCAAACCAACGUACUUCCAACCAGCAGACCAUUUCGACAGCGACAGCACCCUGAGCGAAAACUCGCCAAUACGUAACGCCAUCUAG
Molecule: messenger RNA, 1092 nt
Organism: Ogataea philodendri
Lineage: Eukaryota; Fungi; Ascomycota; Pichiomycetes; Pichiales; Pichiaceae
Exons: 1
Coding region: 1-1092 (363 amino acids)
Source: RefSeq, a predicted model, not a curated record